Molecule: messenger RNA, 8019 nt
Organism: Castor canadensis (American beaver)
Lineage: Eukaryota; Metazoa; Chordata; Mammalia; Rodentia; Castoridae
Source: RefSeq, a predicted model, not a curated record
AGGUUAAUUCAACAACUCAAUUUGUUUUGCUUAAAUACUUGGAUAAUCUCAAAAUAAACCAUUCUUAUUUUUGUAAAGAUUAUAAUUGAACACAUUUUUUUCAGGAAGUAUUAUUAUAAGUCUUUAUCAAUGAGAAAUUAAGCUGGUUAGAUGUUAUUGACCAUGGAUAUGGAGAAAUACUCCAAGAGCUAUUCCUUGGGAUUUACCCAUCUUCUUCUUGGGUUAUGGUAUAAAUAGCACUAUCCGAAAAGGGUUGUGGUAGGUAUAAUAACCCCAAAGAACUCCAUGUCCCAAUCCCUGGGACCUAUAAAUAGGUUAAAUUCCAUUGCUAAAGGAACUUUUCAGUCUUAAUUAAAGUUACUUAUCUUAAAAUAUUGAGAUUUUCCUGGAUUAUAUGAAUAGUCCAACCUAGUCAAUAAGCCCUUAAAAGUAGAGAAAUCACAGUGGUUAGCCUCUUGAGAGACAUGAUGGAAUAUGGAGUGACUCAAAAGGUGAGCUGCUACCCUUCAGUGCUAGAGAGCACACGUGGAAAACAUAAGAAAGAAGGGGACAGCGUUGAGGAAAAAGCCCAGCCUGCUGCUGAUAGCCAAUAAGGAACCAAGGUCUCAUCUUACAGACAGGAGAAACUGAAUCCAACUGGAAGCAGCUUGGAAGGUGAUUCAUCCCUAAGGCUCCAAAAAGGAAUGCAUCCCUGCUGACACCUCGAUUUUGGCAUUGUAAGAUGUUAAGCAGAGGACUCGGCUGAAACAUAUUAUUCUCUGACUUCUCACCUACAGAACUAUGAGGUAGUAAAUGGAUGGUGUUGGAAGCUGCUUUGUUUGUGGUGAUUUGUCAUGUCAGCAGUAGAAAACUAACCUGGGGAUUGAAGGAGUUAGCCAAGCUCUGUAGGGAAAGAGGGUUCUAGGAAAAGAGCCAUGUAGACCUGAGCAUUACAGGUGCAGCAAGGUGGCCAGUGUGGCUGGAGUGGUGACAGCAAGGGGAUGACUAAGAGAUGUGGUCAGAAAGAGAACUUGGUAGAGGGCGAUUACCAUGAAGGGCUUUGGCUUUUAUUCCAAGUGAGCUAUUUUAAGCAGGGAGGCAAUAUGACUUACUUAAUUUUAAAAAGGAUCACAUUGUAUGCUCUGAAAAUAGACUUUGAGAGAGAAGGGGAGAAUCAGGAAGACCAAUUAGGCAGGAUAACAGGAGUCAUGGAAUGGUGAGAAGUGGCCAAAGUCUACAUAUAUUUUGAAGAUAAAGUCUAUAUCUGUGUGACUCAAAUGUGGAAUGUGUGUGAGAGAAAGAGAAGCCAAAGAUGAUUCACAGGUUUAGUUCUGAGCAACCAGAAGGACAGAGUGGCUGUCAGCUAAGACACAGAAAGCUGCAGGUGGAGAGACAUGUGGUGCUGGAGAAUUGGAAGUCAGUUUGAACAUACUCAGUUUGGGAUGUCUAUUAAACAUCCAACUUGAGCUGCAUACUGUGAAAGGUAGAACAGUGGUCCCCCCAAAGAUGUCCACAUCCUAAUCCCCAUAGCCUGUGCAUAUGUCACGUUAAGCAUCAAGAGGCACAUUGCAAAUAGGAUUAAGUUAGCCUUGAGAUGGCAAAUUUUUUCUGGAUUAGCUAGGUAGCCCCAACCUAUUCACACAAGUCCCUAAAAAUAGAGACUCUUCUCAUGGUGAUCAGAGGUCAAUGUGACAUUGGAAGAACGGUCAGAGAGAUGUAAUGUUGCUAAUUUUGAAGAUGGAAGAUCAAUGCCAUGGGCCAAGUGGAUGGCCUUUAGAAGGUAGACAUGGCAAAGAAGCAAACUGUCCCCUGGAGCCUCAAAAAGGGGACACAGCCCUGCCAGUACCUUGAUUUUAGCCCAGGGAGACUCCUCUCUAACCUACAAAACUAUAAGAUAAUAAGUUUGUUUUGUCUUAAGCCACUAAGUCUGUAGUAGUUAGUCAUAGCAACUGUAGAAAAUAAAUAUUCAGAGUAAACAGUUGGAUAUAACAAUCUGGAGGUGAGGAGAUAGAGGUCUGGAAUUUGAAAGCAUUGAGGUGGCAUUUAAAGCCAGAGACCAAAAGAGAACUCCAAUUGCUUGAAUAGAAACAGAGAAGCGAAGAGACUUGGAGAUGGAGUGUUUGGCAUUCAAUCUCAAGAGCUGCUGUCUUUCAAAGGCCAUGGGAUAGUGGGCUCUCACCAUCGUGUCCUUCAGGGCCUCUUCUCUGCCCAGGAUCCAGGCAGCUGAAGCUGGCCAUGGGGAGGCUGGAGUUGACAGAUAACACACUCCAGCAUGACUGCCUGAGGUCAGGCCAGCUUGCAGCAUUCUCUGAAUUUGGAGACAGAUAUGGAAAAGAAGAAGCACUAAAAGGAGUGAUGAUCAGUGAUCUUAUGAUAAAUCUGGAUGUUAGUUCUCAUGCCUCAGGACAUCCUGUUGGAAACACCACACCAGCUCCUGGGACCAGCCUUUCAUCCACUUAGUACCCCUCCUUGUCUGAACUACUAAAGCCAGCUAACCCCGAAUGGCUACCCAAAGGAAACACUUGGUGAAAGAUUUCAAUCCUUACAUUACCUGCUAUAUCUGUAAAGGAUAUCUUAUCAAACCAACGACAGUGACAGAAUGCCUCCAUACCUUCUGUAAAACUUGUAUUGUCCAGCACUUUGAAGACAGCAAUGAUUGUCCAAGGUGUGGCAACCAAGUUCAUGAAACAAAUCCAUUAGAAAUGUUGAGGUUGGAUAAUACAUUGGAAGAAAUUAUAUUUAAGCUGGUGCCCGGACUACGAGAACAAGAACUUGAGCGUGAAUCUGAGUUUUGGAAGAAAAAUAAGCCUCAAGAAAAUGGACAAGAUGAUGGUUCAAAACUUGACAAACCUAAAGUAGAUGAAGAAGGCGAUGAAAAUCAAGAUGAUAAGGACUAUCAUAGAAGUGACCCACAAAUUGCUAUCUGUCUAGAUUGUUUACGAAAUAAUGGGCAAUCAGGGGACAACGUAGUAAAGGGUCUAAUGAAGAAAUUCAUUCGAUGUUCUACACGUGUGACUGUGGGAACUAUUAAAAAAUUUCUAAGUUUAAAACUGAAACUUCCAAGUUCUUAUGAGUUGGAUGUUCUGUGCAACGGUGAAAUCAUGGGGAAGGAUCACACUAUGGAAUUCAUCUAUAUGACAAGAUGGCGACUAAGAGGAGAAAACUUUCGGUGUCUGAACUGCUCAGCUUCGCAAGUCUGCUCUCAGGAUGGCCCUUUGUAUCAGUCAUACCCUAUGGUAUUGCAGUAUCGACCAAGAAUUGAUUUUGGUUAGGCCAACGGGCCUAGAUAUCUCUGAAAUGAAUCCUGCACUAUUUGUUUACUCAUCAACAGAUUGCAUAGUGAAUGGAGUGUGGACUAGAGGGACACAAUCAGAUUUUCAGCAUGCAAAUAAGGCCAUUGUCUGUCUCUGAACUGUCAGUUGCAUUCACAUUGUUUCUAUUAAGAUCAAAUCAAGUGCCAUUCUGCUACUGAACCAUCUGCAUAGGGUAAUUGUGCUGUCUCACCGUGUGCAAGUCAGGUUCGAAAUCAGUUGGGUGUACAGCUGUGAUUCAGCCUUCUGAAUAUUUUGCUUGCCUGUUCCAAGAUUGUUCUAAUGUUUAAUUACACUAGUUAAAUGUCUCAAUCUUUGUGGUGUUACAGUUUCCACAGUCAACUAUUUUAUUAAUUCUUGUUUAAAUAGAGUACUGUACAAGAACCUAGUAAUUAUACCUUGAAAUUAUUUUGUCUGGAAAUAUAUUUAGAAAAGUGGUUUCUGAGCCACUGCCCUGUUGUUAGUAAGCUUUUUGUGUAAAAAAAAAAAUAAUAGCUCAUUCUUGAGGCUGCAAGUCCUUUUGUGGAGAAUUCCAAUUUUUCUUUUGCAUUAGAGCACAUCAUUUUUGUAGACAUUCUAAGCAUCUGUCUGUGUAGUCUAUCAGUUGCACAAGGAAGACAUGUUAGUCCUCCAGAUUGAAAAUGUAUAUCACUUCUUGGACAACCGAAGUUAGAUUCACAACCAUUCGAAAUGUUGGCAGCUCAUCACAGUGACUUCUAAUAAAAUUGUUGCAUAAGUAAGGUUAAUCUUUCAUAAUGCCUUAUGACCAGUGGGUGCUGCUUCAUGAAACUUCAUCGUGUAGCCCAUUUUAUGUACGUAUCAUUACAUUGUUGCUGUUACUUACCGAAUGCAUUGUUUUCUUUUUAAGUUGGCCUUAUGUGUGUGUCACUGUGGCAUGCAGAAGGUUAUGUAUGAUGAUUUUAAAUAUUAGGAUUUUUAGAGCAGAUAACAUUAGCUAUUUUAUGGAUUUCAAGUCUCAAAGCAGUUGUAGAUUAAAACUAUUACCUAUCACAUUUCCAAACUAUAUGCAUAAAAUAGAAUAAAUGCAGUGUAGUAGGUAAAUAUGCUAAUCAGAAUUAAUGCUUUGAGGAUAUUUUAUUUUAGAUACUGUAGUAAUCAGGGGGAAAUGGGAUUGUUGUUUUACAUGUGAGUUCAUUAAAGGUCAGAACUAUGAUAAUGUCCUUGAUUUUGCGGUUUUGUUAAGUCUUCCAUUCAAUUUGGGAUUAGUCUGCAAAUCAAAGAAUGUCUUGUUCCUUUAAAUUACAUGAAAAACUUCAUUAUAAACCUCUUAAAGUAUAUAGCUGUUUUUCAAAGACCUUCUUGAAAAUUGUUUCAUCAGUUACUUUGAAACAAACAACUUAAUCUUUGAAACUUGGAAAAGAAUCUUGAAAAUUAGGAGAAAUUACUUGUUUUAGAAAUCUGACAUACACAGUCUGUGUUACACACAAAGUUUUUAUACUGUAUGCAUGGCACAUGUGCUACAGUUUCUAGUAACUGCGUCACAUUCAUGCCUUCUGAAUUUCAAAAUGCUUCAUAGAAAUAAAACAUUGUACAACUCCAAGAAGCAUACAGAUAUUGCUCAGUCUUGAUGCAUUUCAUAAUUUAAAAGGCUGAAAGUUCAUCAUUUUUUUCAAGUCAAAAAGUUUAUAAAGUUUGAAGUUUUCUGUUGUUCUGACUUUUGUGAAGGUUACAACGGUACCUUCUUAACUUUAUUUUAUUAAAUUAUGUUUGUUCUUGGAAGGGCUCACAAGCAGAAUUUAAAAGGCAACUUUCAUUAAGUCUUUAAAUGCUUCUUGGAGAAUACCAUUACCCUCAGCCAAAGCCUGAAUUUAUUAUCUAGCUACAGAAAUUAUUUUCCUGUGCUGUGAAACCUAGUUCCUAGAUUUUCCUAAGAAAUUUUUUCAGUUAUUAUAAAUUUGUCACAUGUAGACCAGUGAUUAAAAUGGUGUUUUACAUAUGGAAGUUAAUUUUAAUUAACUCAAAAUUAAUUAAGAGUACAUUUUGAAAACCACAGGUGAGACUGAGAUGUUUGGCUCCCCAGCCAAAAUUUAUGGUCAUAAAUGAGUUUUAUAUACAAGAUCUCUUUAAAUUUGACCUGUUGCCUGAUCAUUAGUCACUUCACUAUUUUCCAAGCAAACAUAUAGGAAAUAAUUAUGGAAUUGAGAAUAGUUUUAUGUAAAAUUCCUUUAUUUAACAUUAAUGCAUUGACAUUUUACUGAAAUGCAAUGGAAUAUGUGCCAAAACAUGUUAAAAUCUGACUUAAUCAAUUGCUAUUUGGAAAAAGGUACACAUUUUUUCAUUGUCCUGAAUAAUAUGGUAUUGCUACUACAACCAUAGACUUCUUCAGCCAACCUCUUUCAGUAUAUCAACUAGGAGUUUCUUAAGUAUGGAACUACUUUCAUGUCUAGUAAUACAAUAUUCCCAGUUAUAACUACCUUUACUUCAGGUUAUAGAAUUUACAAGAAGCCAGGUAUUAAAAAAAUGUACAGGCGCCUUUUGUGGUUAGCUUUAUAAAUAUAGAGUGCUAAAAACAAACUGUUUAUAUAAAUAACUUAUAGGAAUAAUUAUUUGAAUCUGUAAAAUCAGAAAUAAACCUGAAUUAAUUUAUUCUUUAAUCUGUUAUUUCUUAAGCAAUAAACUGAAAGAACUUUACUUCCAUAAAAGAUUUUAUCUGUUCUAUCUGCCUUAAAAACCAGCUAUAAAAGGGUGAAGGAAUCUUGGAUAUAAAGAAUGCCUGUGAUUUAUAAAUCACUUUAAAUUGAAUCACAUCAAUUUAUAAAGAAAUCAAAAUAUGACCCUUUCUUUAGAUUACUAAGACACUUUUUAAGAGGUAUGAAAAAAUAAAGGAAAGGGUUCACUGAUGAGGUAAUAUUAAGGAUAGGGUUUGCGUAACUUGGGCAAUGUCUUUUAAGUAUCUUUAAAUAUUGUUUCUUUAUUCAUUGAACAUGUUUCCCACACUAAUAUGCCACAUUUUGUAAGUGUAAUGAGUGUGCUCAACUAUAUUGUACACUCAAAUGUUACCUAAAUUUAAACUGAUUCUUUAAGAAGUAUUAUGUAACAUUGUGAACUGUUUAGCUUUAUUGAAUAUUUAAAAGAAAGUGCCUCAUUGCUAAGUGCAUUUGUGUUUUCAAUUUAGUGCAUAAGUUUUGAGUUAUCUGUACCUGUCUCUUAUGAAUGGUUUCCUAUCUAAAUAGACACUUGCACAUGAGACUAGUCUCUUUUUAAAAGAUUUUCAUAAGAAUUUAGAUAUCACCAAAGACAUUACUCUUAAUUAAUAACCAUGUUAGAGAGAUAGUUUUACCAGUUCAGAGGUUGGAAAUGUUUAGAUUACAACUUAAUUUUACAUAAUGUAGUUAGGCAAUAACCUUGAUUAAUUGCUAAAUAUCACCAAAGAAAGGCUUUAAAACCAAUUUUCUUGGUGAGAUCAGUCAAAUGCAGGUUUGUUGGUUGGUUGGUUGGUUGGUUGGUUGUUUUUUGUAAUAACCAGAGCACACUUCCUUCAAAUGUGUUCACUUUUUUUUUUUAGCACCAUAUAAUAGAUCUUAGGAAAUCCUCAAAUGUGAGAAAGAAGAAAGAGAUAAAUACAACAAAUAGCCCCCAGCUAAAUGAAAAGUGGGAGAAAUACAUAUUUUUAAAGAAAAUUGAGAUUUUAAAUUUUAAGAAGCAUUUCAUUCUCUGGAGGCAGUAUAAAAUAAAUUAUACUUAUUUAGCUCCUGGGUUCUUAGUAAAAUGAGAAAUUUUAUUAAAGACAGUUUGGUAAAAGUGCUGAUAUGCAGGUUCUAUUGGAUUUAUAGAAUUUCUAUAUUCUAAAGCAAAAUUUUCAUAAGGGCCUUUUUUUUCUUAAAUAGACAACUCUGUCUUGUUUUUUAGCAGUUACUGUAUUGUUAUUAGAGUUUAGCCAUGCAGCCAAAUUUGACAAAAUGGAUCACAGAACAAGAGCUUUUAUGUCCAUCAAGAGAGGUGUACUGUUGUGACAUUUCUCCCUGGAAGUUCAUCUCUACAUCACCUUUAACUCACAUUAUGAAGUCUGUCUGACAGGUCAUGAGGGUAAGCCUCCUCGGAUGGGAGAAAAACAUUCUCACACUCUAUUACAUAGUCUGACCUAGGCAAGCACUGUACCACUGAGCUACAUCCCUAACCCAUUACUCUGGUCUAUCAGAAAGAAUUUUCUAGCAAAAUAAACUUUAUAUCAGUAAGAUAUAUUCUGGUUGUAGGAAUAUCAAAAAUGAGUAAGUUUGUCAUAACUUUUCUGAAUUAGAAACACAAAAACUUAAAAUGCUGUUAUCAUUAUUUUAAGGUAUAUAUCCCUAAUAGUUUGGAGAGCAAUUAAAGAGCAUAGCAUAUCUGCUAGAUCUGAUUCUUGAAAGAUAUUAAAUACACUAAAGACUCAGAAGCCUUUUCAAAGCACAAAAUAACCAGGUGUUUCUGGAUUUACUUGACAGUUCAGUAGUAUUUUGGUGGAAAACAUGAGGCUGAAAGUUCAUUAAAAUGUACUAGACAGUACAGCGUUUUCAUACUUUUGUUUUUGUUAAAGCAAUGAUGUUUUUCUAGUAAUUUAAAAGUGAUUCUCUUCCUGUAGUAGUUUUCACAAAUGGCAUGUUUACUUGCUGCCCUUGUAUUUUCAAAUAGAAUUUAAAUGCUUGAGCACUUCCUUUUCAGAAAGUUAUAAAAUCAAACUUAGAGAUAAUUUAAUUACUUUAAAUGCUCAUGCGAAUGUUUGUAUACUCAU